This is a messenger RNA of Paramecium primaurelia, 732 nucleotides long. The record is from the annotation of a GenBank genome assembly. NCBI's taxonomy places the organism in Eukaryota, Ciliophora, Oligohymenophorea, Peniculida, Parameciidae.
AUGAAUAAAUACUAACUAUUGAAAAAUCAUAUUCAAUAAUUGAUAUAGAAUACUUAAAAGACAAAUAUAUUAUUUGUGAGACAUGGUUAAACAAAUUAAAAUCUAAGUAACACCAUAUGUGGUUGGACAGAUAGUAGAUUAACAAUUAGAGGUAUAAAUAAUAUUCUAGUAAAUAUUGAGGAAGAGAAUAAGCAAAUCAAUUAUUAUAAGCAUUAUUACCAUUUCGUGAUUAAUUUAAAGGUGUAUAUUCAUCAGAUUUGAGAAGAGCAAAAGAAACAGCAUAAAUAAGUUUAGGAUUUCCUCAUGAUAGUUUAAUAAUUGAAGAUUCACGUUUAAGGUUUAUAUAUAACAUAACACAAGAGAACUUAAUUUUGGGAAACAUGAGAAUAUUGCAUACUCGAUGUUAGAUUAAGAAACAAAAGAUGUUAUAUUUACAUUGUAAUACCAAGCUCCAGAAGGUGAAUCUUGGUAAUAAGCUUAAGAAAGGGCAAUGAAAUUAAUAAUAGAGAAAUGCAAUUAGAAUGGGACAUAUUUGAUGUUUUCACAUGGAGUAAAAAUAAACAUUAUAAUUAUAAGGGAUUGAUUUGUAGUAUAACAUAUUCAUUGGGUUUAUAGGAUUCUAUAGGUAAUUGUAGUUGUGUAGGUUUGGAAUAUGAUAAAGAGAAAAAAGAGAUGAAAUAAAUAUUAUUUAAAUGGGAGAUGCCAUAAGAAGAGAGUGAAAUAGAAAUAUGA